This is a messenger RNA of Poecile atricapillus (Black-capped chickadee), 9195 nucleotides long. It is a transcript of the gene ZDHHC2, whose product is annotated as zinc finger DHHC-type palmitoyltransferase 2. The coding region runs from base 1 to 1134 and encodes 377 amino acids. The record is from RefSeq and is a predicted model, not a curated record. Lineage: Eukaryota; Metazoa; Chordata; Aves; Passeriformes; Paridae. Gene Ontology annotation, biological process: peptidyl-L-cysteine S-palmitoylation; protein targeting to membrane. Gene Ontology annotation, cellular component: Golgi apparatus; endoplasmic reticulum. Gene Ontology annotation, molecular function: protein-cysteine S-palmitoyltransferase activity. The transcript is spliced from 13 exons.
AUGCGGUGCGGGAAGAUGGCGGCCCCGCCGGCAGCCGGCGCGCCGGGCGCUUGGGGCGGCGUGCGGCGGCGCUGCCAGCGGCUGCUCUACUGGGUGCCGGUGCUCUUCAUCUCCAGCAUCCUCUGCUGGUCCUACUACGCCUAUGUCACCCAGCUCUGCCUGCUGACAAUGACAAAUAUCGGAGAAAAAGUUGUGUGCCUGGUUGCUUACCACAUAUUUUUCAUGCUAUUCGUCUGGUCAUAUUGGAAAACAAUCUUUACGCUCCCAAUGAAUCCUUCAAAAGAAUUUCAUCUAUCGUAUUCAGACAAGGAGUCCCUAGAGAGGGAGCCUAGAGGUGAAUCCCAGCAAGAAGUCUUAAGACGGGCAGCCAAGGAUCUUCCUAUCUACACACGGACAAUGUCUGGAGCAAUCAGAUACUGUGACAGAUGCCAUCUUGUAAAACCAGAUCGUUGCCAUCACUGUUCAGUAUGCGACAAAUGCAUUUUAAAAAUGGAUCAUCACUGCCCUUGGGUGAACAACUGUGUAGGAUUCUCCAAUUACAAAUUUUUUCUUCUCUUCUUGGCUUACUCGCUACUGUAUUGCCUUUUCAUUGCUGCAACAGAUUUGCAGUACUUUAUCAAGUUUUGGACAAAUGGCCUUCCUGAUACUCAAGCCAAGUUCCACAUCAUGUUUUUAUUCUUUGCUGCAGCUAUGUUUUCUGUCAGUUUGUCUUCUCUCUUUGGGUAUCACUGUUGGCUUGUCAGCAAGAAUAAAUCUACAUUAGAGGUAUUCAGAGCUCCCAUAUUUCGUCACAGAACAGAUAAGAAUGGCUUUAGCCUGGGCUUCAGCAAAAACCUAAGGCAGGUGUUUGGUGAUGAGAAGAAAUACUGGUUGCUGCCUGUGUUUUCAAGUUUAGGGGAUGGUUGCUCCUUUCCAACUUGCCUUGUUAAUCAGGAUCCUGAGCAAGCUUCCACGCCUGGUGGACUUAAUUCAACAUCCAAAAAUGAGAACCAUCUGUUUCCUGCAAAGCCGUUGCGUGAUUCCCAGAGCCACCUACUUACAGAUACACCAUCUUGGUCAGAAACUGCUGCAAAGGCUGAAAAGGGCAAAGUUGGUAUGAGUAAUCCUGCGUUAACCAUGGAAAAUGAAACCUAAUUUCCCUUAAAAGAAACAUCUGAAUGUGCAAGGAAAGUUCAAGAACAAGCUGUUGUUGGAAGGAAGAUGCAUUCUUCCAAGUAUCAGCCCUGUUGGCCAGCUGCUCCUGUCUGCUCCUCUAUGGAUGUGCUCAGAAAACAAACUGACAGAUGAUUAGCUGUCUCCAUGUCACUGCUUGAAACACGAAACUAAACACACUACUUCUGAACCAUAUAAAGGAUGUUUCAACUUAAAAUUACUGGGUUUGAAUGGUGAAGGAUGACUGAGUACUAGAAAGUGGAUAAAAAGAAGAGUCUGCGUUUACAAUUGUAAAAAUUCAAUGGCUGGUUUUACUUUGAUAUUCAGCACAAGAAAAAUGUGACCCCCUUACUAUCAGUUCGUGUUCUUGGCUUGGUUUUGAAAAUCUAUCUUUUAAUUCAAAUUGUAAGUAGUUGACUUUAAAAUCAAAUUUUUGCACUACUGGCUUUAUGAGGGGAGAACAGCCAGUGUUGAUUAGGAACAGUUUAAUUGCUUGGUGGACUGUAUUUUCUUUUGAGCCCUUGAUAAGCAAUUUUUGAAGAUAAGACCUAAGUGUCUUGACUAUUUUUGGAACAUUUUUUGGAAAACAUUAUUGUAAAAGCUCUGCUUUCCCUCAGAUCUGCACUACCAAUAAUUUGAAAAGUUGUUGAGAAGGAAAAAAAUCCUUUGGUUAAUUGAAUGCUAGAGUGGGCCACUCCUCGGUGAUGCGAUAAAAAGCCUGUGUUCAGACGGGUAAUAUGUAAAUGAAAUUGGCCAGCUGGGGAUUUUGAUGGAAGUGUCACAGAAUAGCCCUAUGAAAUGGGAUUUUAUUUUCCCAUUUAGAGCUCUUACCCCUUUGGGAAGCAAAUGUUGGCCCUGAACUUAGAUCCAAAAGGUAUUUUACCGACCUGUUAGUUACCGAGGGCCAUUGUCUUUCAAGCUCCUAAUUUUCUAUUAAUCAGUAUUUGUCUCAGAUUUCUUUCUUCACUUUUUCUUCAAGACACUGCCUUUCUUACUGAAUAACUUACUGAAUACCAUGUACAGUCAAGGAGACUGUUAUAACUUGUGAUAUUUGCAUUUACAGGAAAAUGGACUUUUGAUUGCAAUACCAAAAAGCCAAGCUGCUGCACAUAGGAAAUCCCAUUCAAUUAAGUUAGGAGCUAGCAGCUUUCUUAGGAUCAGAGUUUACUGACCAGAAUAAAAGAGGCAUUUUUGGCUUUCAAAGUCAAGGGAGUUUUAGCAACAAAAAUCUAAUUGUCUUGUGCCUUUUGUAUACACUAUAUUUAUGGUAUCAGUGUUUACAUUUAAACGCAAAUUUUUAUUCUGAAAACAACUUUAGGAGGAAUUUAGUUAUGCUUUCUAGGGGGCUAGAUAAAAAGAGGACUCUAAAAAGAAAGGUGAAAAUCUCUCAGACUAUGCUGAGUUCAGUUGAAAGAGGAAAGUGCUUUUAUUAUCAAACCCGAGUUAUUUAGUAGGUUGGUUCACAGUAUAAAGAUGCUAGUCAUUUGUUUAUGGAACUGGCAGCAGGACUAAGUGAUAUAAUUCUGAAAGCAAAAGAUACUAUCAUUAACUCUUCUACCAGCAGGUAACUUCAAAAUUUGUCUUUCUUGGGUUUGCAACUUAAGUGAUAGCUGGUGUAGCAAAAUGUGGCUUUUUUUUUUUUUUUCUCUAGUGAGGGAAAAUAUAUUUAUUUUACUUUUUUUUUUAAAUCUAAAAAUUUUACCAGCCUGAAAACAUCUGUUUAUUGCCAGAAGUGCCAGAGUGUGGAUCCCUUGAUGUAGAACACCUUUUCUAAACUAGCAUGAAGGUAGCAUACAGUUUACAUGAUGUCUGCAGAGAUCUAGUAACCAAAAGAUUAUUUGCAGCUCUUUAUUCAGUGUUGUUCUGUCAGCUUACCUCAUAUUCAUGUUUGUUUAAAGGCAAACUUGUCAAGGGAUAAGGGGGAGAGGGAAAAUAUAUUUUUUAACACUUCAGGUUCUCAAUCUUGUAGAGUCUUGUUUUUUAUGCAGUUAGGUGAACACAGGGUGGAUUUUCAUGGGGCAUGCAUUUAAAAAUACUAAGUAGAAAGUUGAAAUUCAGCUUCAGUGUAUCUUGCGACAUAUUUUUAUGUAAAGACAUACAUAAAAACAUAAAAAGAAUUCUUCCCCAGCAAAACACAUCAUGGAAAUGGAUCUCUCUAAUACAGAUGUCAGUCUCUCUGUGUCCAGGGCUCUGAGAUCUCUCAGUAAGGCUGAGGAUCAUUGUAGAGAAAGGACAGGGAUAAGGGAUCAAGAAAUGCCUGGCUUCUCCAUGUCUCAGAAGUCAUACUCAGAAAGCACAAUAGCCCUAAAUAAUCUGCAGUUUUGUUGCAGUCAGAGGCUGUCCCCCUCAGAGAAAACUGGUGGAGGCAUGGGAAACAGACACUGAUGAAGGGAGGAGAAAGAAAGGAUGGUAGUUCAGAAGUAAACACUGAGUAGAUCUAAGCCAGAGGGCUGUAGCUACAUCUGCUCUCUGGAUGGGCAUGAGCUGUAUCUCCAUGCAUAGCACUGUCAGCUGGCUUUGAGGGUUCCUGGCAGUCCUCACUGUGUAGAGUAUGGACAAAAUUGAGCUAAUCAUGCUCCAAAGUAUAAUUUCUGAUGAUGUGACUGUACUCUCGGCUUUAAACUCUAAUACUUUCUAUAACAAAGCAAAAAUUCUCUUCUUGACAUACUGACCAUUGUCAGUGUUACAAUGCAGGCAGGAGAAUUCGUGAAGAAGUCAGGGUAGCAAGGAUGCAAUGUUGUUCAUCUGCCUACACUGAUUCUCCUGUCCUUUAUAUUCUUGCUAGGCACUUUACUACAGCCUUUUGUGUAAUUUCUGUAUUUUUUUUAAGGAGUGCUUUUUACCUACUGUACAGUUACUAAUCUACUUUUUUGCUAAAAAGAAAAUAAUAUCCCUGAUAUUUGUCUAGAGGUGUGACUGCAUUUCAAACUUUAGUGGAAACUGAAUGAGUUCUGCAGACUCCUCAGAUGGGCCCAAGUCCCAGUGACAACAGAAUUAAAUUUAUUUUGUAUAUAUGUAAACAGUCAUAUGAACCAUAGCUCCCUACAUGUGUAAAAAAUUUCUUUUAUUUGUAGGUUAGAACAAACCCAAAAUGUCUGCACCAGAAGUAGUCCACACAUACUCUACUGGUGAGGGAGUACUCAAAGUCUUGACAGAGAACUAUUUUUGUUAUGAAAAUGGAACACAAUCUUUGUGAGCAGUUAAGAUACAGCUGCUGUUAUGCACUUUAGUUCUUUAAAUGGAGAAGAAAAACACUGUCCAGUUUAGGUUACAGACUGAAAGUUCUUUAGUAGACUGUGGCUGGGCAGAUAAUCAGGUAAUGAAACACAAACUCACAGAGCUUGGAAGGGAACACCACUGGGGUUAUCUGGUCCCUGCUCAAGCAGGAUCAUCCUAGAGCAUAUUGCACAGUAUGAAAUACAGAUGGUUCUUGAGUAUCUCUUGUGAGGGACACUACAGAAAGGAAACAACUUUGUCUCAGUGUGUGCAGUGCUGGAGCUGGUUUUCAUUAUUACUUUGGACUGAGAGUUCUUCCCCUGGUUCGGUUGACUGGUGUGUGGAGGGGUGUGGGGAAAUAUAUUUCUACAUAAAUUUAGUGUAUAACUUUACCACUUGUUAAUGUAUUGCUCACAUAAAUAAAUGCUUCAUGUUCAGCAUGCCAUGUACGUAGCAGUCAUUGAUACACUACCAGCAGUUUUAGUGAUGGUGUAUCUGAACAGAUCAUCUCUGCUAGGGCUUCACUAACAACCUAGUUGCUAUGAAUGUCCCCCCUCACCCCUUCAUCAAGAGUUUUGGACUUUUUUAGGUGUAUUUCCCUUCUCCAAGGUUCACCUCACAAUGCACUGACACUGAAAGAGGUUGAAAAGGAACUAGUUCUUCUAUUAUCUUUCAUGGGUGAAACACUCCAUGCCUUUAUGCUGGCAGACAGAGCUUUGAGUACUCCUUUGAGUACUGUUGAUGGUCAAAAACGUGAAAUUUUGUCCCCCCCCCCCCCCAAAAAAAGGGGGGUGGAGGCGGUUUGUCUUAAACCCCUUAUACCAUAGAAGUGAGAAUGUACAAGAAAGCUACUAACCAGGACUGUCACCCACAGCAGCUUUGCUUCAUGAAGGUUCUCUGCUCCCUGCCAGGCCAGAUUCUUCAGAGCUGCCUGACUUUCCCCUUUCCUAAGUCUUCCUUAGGAAAGUGCUGGAUCCACCUCCUGUGCAGAGAGGAGUGAGACUGUUGGCUUAGGGACUUCUGAAACUGCAGGAACAGUUACGUAAAGGUGAAAGCAGCUUUUAUUUCUUCCACUUCAGACAUAACCUGCAGUAUAUGGUCCAAGCUCAUCCUGUUUUUAAAAUCCUUCCAAAAAUAUUGGUAUUGAACCAUACACAAACAUUCUCAUCCAAAACAAGAUUUAAAAAAAGUAUGUGCUGCUAUGCAGUGGGGGUGGUGGGAUGUCUCUAUUGCUACUUCACUUCCAUCUAUCACCUGCUUGUCAGUGACCCCGCAGUAGGAUAGGAAAAGCAGCAGCCUUAUGGGAUUAAACUUUCAGCAAGUGACAUCUGACAUAACCUAAGGAAAGCCUUGCUGUGUUCCCUCAGCAAUUUUUCAAUUGUUCCUUCUUUUAAUUUUUUAUCAUCUUUCUUUCUGUCUUCUCCAUUUCUUCCCUAGAAGUCCAGAUUAGAAGAGUUUCAUGUGAAAUGUACAAUCACCACUUACAUUCUCUUUAUUUUUCUCCCUCCCAAAGUUGAUUCUAUAUAGGUAAUUCCUUCAUUUCUCCAAGUUGUCGCUCAUCACUGAAAUACAGUAACUCAGUCAUCCUGAAAUCCAGUAUUUGAGGCAUUGAUCACAUCCUUCAUCCUAGAUCAGUGUAAUCUCAAGCAGAUGGUCCCAAUAGCUUGACUGCAGCAGUUGGAAGAGUGUGCUGUGAGCCUUCUCCCCUUUCUCCCCCUCUGCAUGCUCAGUUUAACUGAUUGGCAUAACUGGAACAGACCCAACACUGCCUGACAGUCAUCAGUUUAUGAAGUCACUUUCCUUUUUUUUUUUUAAUCUGAAAAUAGAACAAUUCUUAGUUCACUUAAGAAAGAGUUCCUGUUAUAAAGGCAAAAAUAGACAACACACAUACUGUUAGAGCCUGAACAACAGGAACUUGUUUCCAGUUAUUUUCUCCAUCAUAUCAAGGGAUGUAACUGGCCGGUAUUUCAAAUAGAUACAAUAGUAAAAAAUCAACAGCUUCAUAUAAAACACUAUCACUGAUACUACAGCUCUUCCCCAGAGCAUGCAGAGGAACGAGAAUGAAGGAAAGGGGGAGCUUGCCCAGCUCAGCUGUUACGUGAUGAGAAGUAAAGAAAGGCAAUGCAACCCCAGCUCUGCUUCACUGUCCUACAAAAAGUAAAACACAUUUUCUGUAAUGCAGCUUAAAAAGUUCAUCUGCUGCCAACUUCUACCUGAUACACAGAGAAGGGAAAAGGCUUCCCUUCCCCUUUCUCCAGUUCUCCCUCACAUUAUCCAACACAGUUAACUGAGGCAAGUGUCUUGGGAGCAUGGGAAAGAGCACUCUUGGGCAAGACAAUUCUACUGCAACAGAGGCAGGAAAUAAUACCUCAUCUGUGCUGGCAGAAGAAGUACAACACCAGUCUCUUCACAGUUGGCAUGAAUGGGCUGAUUUAUUCCCAACCCAAGACUGCUAAAAUAAUGCAGGAGAAUCAUCUUCAUUUCACUACCUGUGUGAGGGUAGUGCAAGAGGGAACACCAAGUAAGCACCCUCAUGGAAGAGGAAAAUAAAACAAACUCCCAUGAACCAAUUAAGGUGCACUAAACAUCAGAUAUACCAGGAGAAUAACCUCAUGGUAUGAAUAGAAAAGUACACAGAGAUAACUGAUUUUACUGUGUAAAAAUUGGGAUUUAUUUUUUGUGAGAUUUUGUUCAAACUCAAUUUUAAGUAGUUAGACAAAUACCCACCAUUCUGCUGGAGGCUUUUGGCUUUUUUUUGCCAUCGCUGACAUGGUGUAAUAUAAAAUUCUUGAGAAGUCAGUUUUGUUUAAAAUUCCACUUAAUUACUUUACAGGUUAAUAAACUGCAAUAAACCCACACCACCCUAAAUCCAUUGACAUGAGAAUAUUAAGCUUCCAGAGAAGUUCUAAAAACAGCUUCGGUAUAGAAGUGUUUUCUUUCAAUGCACAUUGGUUUAAGUGAGUUACUAGUUAAUUCAAGGUUGAAAAACCAAUUGGGAGUUUAAAACAGAACUUUAUGUCCAGUUUGUUUUUACAUUCCUAAUGAUCUUCCUCCAUCAAGGAUAAGUCUUCCUUAUUCCAGACUUUGCUAGGCAUCUCAGAGACCUGGGAUGCCUAAAGGCAGGUCCUAAGAGUAAAAACCAAAGCAAAGAAGACAUUGAGUAGCUUGGCCUUUUACGUGUCCUUUGUAAGUUAGUCUCCUGCCCCCAUUCGGCAGUAGUGUCAUAUUGCUCCUGCUGUCCCUGUACAAGCUUUUCUUGUCCCUCACCAGAAUCAACUUCAGAUAGACUUUGCUUGUCCUAAACCAGCCCCUUCAUCCACACUUCUGACAAUGUCUCAUGUCCUGCUUCCACCUUUCUGUGUUUCGACUUGAAUCAGAAGCACCUUGUUCAUGAAUGCAGGCUUCCUGCUACUUUUCUUGGAUUUUCAGAGUAAGGGAAUGGACCAUUCUUAAGUGUGGAGUAACCAGUCAGAUAAGGUAAGAGAAAUUUAUUGAUGUCAGAGUUGAUAGGUCAUCAACAAAUUCAUGGGGGAAAAAGCCUUAAAUACUCUGAAUGUGUUCCAGACCUAUUUUCCUCCAUCUCAAGGAUGCUUCUUGCCUAGUUUCAAUGAGGAAAGGAACUAAAUGCUUAAAAUAAAAAUUAUAUAUAUUAAAAAAAUAGUGACAGAGAACAUAAGGUUCCUGGAACACUCAUCUGACUCGAGAAGCCAAAAAUACAAGUGGAUUAAAAAUAGAAAGAUCAAAUAUAACAGGUCUUGAUACUGCAAUUCUUCUGACAAACCUACUCAACAACAGUGUAUUUUAAAUGGAUUGGGAAAAGCAGAGGCCUAGAAAGAGAAUUUUUCUCUCUGAACAAAAAGGUGCAUGUCUAGACAUCUGGAACUGUGCCUGCACAUUAAUUUUUGCAAAAGCAAUUAAAGCUGGCCACUUUGGAAACACAUUUCAGGCUCUGAAGUUUACACAUAAUGGUCCUACACAAAAGAAAUUACUUUUUUCAUAAUCUCUACAAUUCACAAUUUAAAUCACUCCUUAAUGGAAACUAAAUCUAAUUUUUCCAAGGAAAUGAAUGAUGCACAGAUGUCUCCCCAGCUGCAAUCAACUCUCAACAGAUCACAGUGAUCAGACCAAGAAUAAAGCAUAAUCUGUUUCAUGCUGACCAGUGGCUUUUGAAAAUGCUUUUGUUACUGGCAGAAAACUCAAGAUUAGAAUUCUUUGAAGUGAAAUACUGGUCGGUCUGUCCCUCUCCAGAAUAAGGGGGGUGGAACUAGAUUAUCUUUAAGGUUCUUUUCAACCCAAACCAUUCUAUGAUGGGAAGCAAAGCAAAGCACAGCACAGCAGAGCAUAUGGAAUGCUCAGCAGUCACUUCAAAAGCACAUCCCCAUCGGCACUAGAACUUUCACUGUAGGCACACAUUCAGAAGGCUCUAAAACCUUCCUUUGAUCCUCGAUUAAAAACCUACUUCAAAACAAAAACCCAUUAAAGUCCUUCAAAGAGUCAUUCUGCUCAAGUUAACCAGAUAGCUGUAUCCAUAUGCUUUAGGCAAAGCUGCUACUUUAAAGCAAAUGCAUCAAACUUCAGGAGUUCUUCAUUCCAUGUCUACGCAAACUUUCCCUGGAGGCCACAGUAACAAUUCAUGCUGCUUUCACCAUCGCUAUCUUAAAGCCAAAGACAACUUAAGUCACCAUCAUCUAAUGCAUAAUGGUAUAAAAGUACUAAUGGGAUUAGGAUGCCUUAGAAGUAAAUUGCAAUCACCCCUCUUCCAACUCAGGACAGUAAGAAUUAAAUGACUGGAAACCCAUGAACAUAAUUCUGCUCUCAAUGUGAAAU